CUGAUGCAGUACCUUCUCCUCCAGAAGGUGCCAAGUUCAGGAUGGGGUCCCAGGUCUCGGUGGAUACAGGAGCUAUGCACGUGGUGAUCGUGGGCGGGGGCUUUGGAGGGAUAGCGGCCGCCAGCCAGCUGCAGACACUGAAUGUCCCCUUCAUGCUGGUGGACAUGAAGGACUCCUUCCACCACAAUGUGGCAGCCCUCCGGGCCAGCGUGGAGAGUGGGUUCGCCAAAAAGACAUUCAUUUCUUACUCAGUGACCUUCAAGGAUAACUUCCGCCAGGGCAAAGUGAUUGGCAUAGACUUGAAGAACCGGACAGUGUUGCUACAGGGUGGUGAGGCCUUGCCCUUUUCACAUCUAAUUCUGGCCACGGGCAGCACUGGGCCCUUCCCUGGCAAGUUUACGGAGGUGUCCUGCCAGCAGGCAGCCAUCCAGGCCUACGAGGACAUGGUGAAGCAAAUUCAGCUCUCACAGUUCAUCGUGGUGGUGGGAGGUGGCUCUGCAGGAGUGGAGAUGGCAGCAGAGAUCAAAACGGAGUACCCCGAGAAGGAGGUCACUCUCAUCCACUCCAGAGUACCCCUGGCUGACAAGGAGCUCCUACCCUGUGUGCGGCAGGAAGUGAAGGAGAUCCUUCUCCGGAAGGGUGUGCAGCUACUGCUAAGUGAGCGGGUGAGCAACCUGGGGGAACUGCCUCUCAACGAAUACCGGGAGUACAUCAAGGUGGAGACGGACAAGGGCACGGAGGUGGCCACCAACCUGGUGAUCGUAUGUAACGGGAUCAAGAUCAACAGCUCUGCCUACCGCAGCGCAUUUGAGAGUAGACUGGCCAGCGGUGGUGCUCUGAAAGUGAACGAGUUCCUCCAGGUGGAAGGUUACAGCAAUAUCUAUGCCAUUGGUGACUGUGCCGACAUCAAGGAGCCCAAGAUGGCCUAUCACGCUGGCCUGCACGCUAACAUUGUCGUGGCCAACAUUGUCAACUCCAUGAAGCAGAGGCCCCUCAAAGCCUACAAGCCAGCUCUAAAACAACAGGAAGAAAACACAUGGAAAGAAACCCUUGGUGGAGACCUGGUUAAUUAUGGAAGAGGCCCUCUGUUAAGAGAGUAUAAAAUGCACUGGGCCUCCUCCCCAGGCAGGCAGGCCUCGUGCCCACUGCCUUGGAUGCCCUCUCAGCCACCCUCUGCUCCCCUGCCAUGUCACCCUUCCUCAAUCCUUUUAAAAAAUAAAACCCCUGCUCUUGUGACGUGACACUGAUCCUCCUCCUCCGUCCCUGCUGGAGAGCUACUUGGUGUCCAGUUUGGCCAUCUCCUGCACGUAGAUGCCGAUGCUCUCGCUGUCGAAGAGCAGGAAGUACACGUUCUUCAGCGAGGACGCGCUCGAGUCGUCAAAGUGGGCCGAGAUGGCCUUGAGGGUCACCUGGGCGGCCGUCUGUUUGGGAAAGCAGUUUCUGUGCCCAAGCAAAAAGAAGAGAGCCCAUGUCAUUUUGGCCCCUGUACCCAUGUGUGUAGUUCUUUCUUAGUUUGGGGAGAGGAACAUUGGUUUCUCUUUGGUUUUGUUCUGAUAGCAUCUCACUAGGUAGCUAUUGGCUAGCCCGGGACUCACCGUGUAGACCAAGCUGGCCAGAAACUCAGAGCUCUGCCUGCCUCUGCCUUCCAGAGUACAGGGGUUAGAAACAUACUCUGCUCUCAGUUUCUUUCUUUCUUUUUUUAAAAA
This is a messenger RNA of Acomys russatus (golden spiny mouse), 1706 nucleotides long. It is a transcript of the gene Aifm2, whose product is annotated as apoptosis inducing factor mitochondria associated 2. The transcript is spliced from 8 exons. The record is from RefSeq and is a predicted model, not a curated record. Gene Ontology annotation, molecular function: flavin adenine dinucleotide binding; electron-transferring-flavoprotein dehydrogenase activity. The coding region runs from base 42 to 1241 and encodes 399 amino acids. Gene Ontology annotation, biological process: apoptotic mitochondrial changes; positive regulation of apoptotic process. Lineage: Eukaryota; Metazoa; Chordata; Mammalia; Rodentia; Muridae. Gene Ontology annotation, cellular component: cytoplasm; mitochondrion.